CUUGCUCUAAAGCAGGUGACGAAGAAGAAUACUUGCAAAGAAGCCUAUCUGAACAGCUGGUAGUUAGUUACUUACAGGAAGCGGUAACUUGUCGGUUUUCUUUUCCUUUCGGGUGAGUUAUGUUCAUGUAGCAUGAGCAUUUCCCUUUUUAUCAGAGAAGAAAGAAUCGUUAGGCCUGGUGAGGCUUCAGAAGGAAGAGGUUUGACAAAACUGACAUUUUUAAAUAUUUUGCGAAUCAAAUGACAGCAAUACAAUGAGCUUCCGAGCAAAAGUUUUCAAACGGGAGCCCAGUGAGUUUUGGAAGAAGAGACGGACAGUGAGAAGAGUCAAUCAAGAAGAAAUCCACAGACUCGGUUCCCAAGAAAAACCCAGGCUUCCCGAGCCUUUGGAUUAUGAAACUAUCAUUGAAGAACUUGAAAAGACGCAUCAGAAUGAUCCCCUCCGAGAUCUCCUCUUCUUCCCCAGUGACGACUUCUCGACAGCCACAGUUUCGUGGGACAUCCGAACGUUGUACUCAACAGUACCUGAAGACGCAGAGCACAAAGCAGAAAGUUUACUGGUGAAAGAGGCUUGUAAAUUUUAUAGUUCCCAGUGGUACGUGGUAAACUACAAAUAUGAACAAUAUUCUGGAGACAUUCGACAGUUACCUCGAGCAGAGUACAAGCCAGAGAAACUUCCUUCACAUUCCUUUGAGGUUGACCAUGAAGAUGCUGAUAAGGAUGAAGAUACCACCUCCCACUCGUCUUCCAAGGGCGGUGGGGGCGCGGGAGGAACUGGAGUUUUCAAGUCUGGCUGGCUCUACAAGGGGAAUUUCAACAGCACCGUGAACAAUACCAUUACUGUGCGGUCAUUCAAAAAGCGCUACUUUCAGCUGACUCAGUUGCCUGAUAGCUCCUACAUCAUGAAUUUUUACAAAGAUGAAAAAAUAUCCAAAGAACCCAAAGGCUGCAUCUUUUUGGAUUCUUGUACAGGUGUGGUGCAGAAUAACAGACUAAGAAAAUAUGCCUUUGAAUUGAAAAUGAAUGACCUGACCUAUUUUGUGCUGGCGGCUGAAACGGAGUCCGAUAUGGAUGAAUGGAUCCACACCCUCAACCGCAUCCUGCAAAUCAGCCCUGAGGGACCCCUUCAGGGUCGGAGGAGCACAGAGCUCACCGAUCUGGGGCUGGAUUCGCUGGAUAAUUCUAUCACAUGUGAAUGCACACCAGAGGAAACAGAUUCUUCAGAGAACAGCCUACAUCCAGACUUCACAAAAUACCUCACAGAAACUGAAGAGACUGUCAAAGCCACUCGAAACCUGGAGAGGCUAAAUCUCUUCUCCAUGGAUCCAGAUAUAGAAACCUUGAAACUUCAGAAAAAGAAUCUUUUAGAACCCGAGUCAGUGAUCAAACCAUUUGAAGAAAAAGCUGCCAAGAGAAUCAUGGUCAUUUGUAAAGCUCUCAACUUCAGUCUUCAGGGAUGUGUUACGGAGAAUGAAAAUGAUCCGAUAACGAAUAUUGAGCCUUUUUUCGUGAGUGUGGCCCUCUACGACCUCAGAGACAGCAGGAAGAUUUCUGCUGAUUUCCAUGUGGACCUGAACCACACGGCUGUCAGGCAGAUGGUCUCAGGGGCCUCCGUGACGCUGGAAAAUGGGAAUAUAGACACGGUCACCCCGCGGCAAUUGGAAGAACCUCACGUCAAGGGGUUUCCAGAGGAAUGGCUGAAAUUUCCAAAGCAGGCUAUAUUCUCUGUAAGCAAUCCACAUUCUGACAUUGUUUUGGUGGCCAAAGUCGAGAAAGUAUUAAUGGGAAACAUUGCAAAUGGUGCAGAACCUUACAUUAAGAAUCCAGACUCCAACAAGUGUGCACAAAAGAUACUCAAAUCCAAUAGGCAGUUCUGCAGCAAGUUGGGGAAAUACCGCAUGCCAUUCGCUUGGGCAAUGAGAUCAGUAUUUAAGGACAACCAGGGAAAUGUGGACAGAGACUCAAGAUUUUCACCAUUAUAUAGACAAGAAAGUAGCAAGAUUUCAACCGAGGACCUACUUAAACUAGUGUCAGAUUAUAGAAGGGCUGACAGAAUAAGCAAAAUGCAGACCAUUCCUGGAAGCCUGGAUAUUGCUGUUGACAACAUUCCUUUGGAGCAUCCAAACUGUGUAACAUCGUCCUUUAUCCCUGUCAAGCCUUUCAAUGUGAUGGCUCAACCAGAACCCACAGUGGAGGUGGAAGAGUUUGUUUACGACUCAACAAAGUAUUGCCGCCCUUAUAGAGUAUACAAAAAUCAAAUGUAUAUUUAUCCCAAGCACCUCAAGUAUGACAGCCAGAAAUGUUUCAACAAGGCACGAAAUAUAACUGUGUGCAUUGAAUUCAAAAAUUCAGAUGAAGAAGGUGCCAAGCCCGUGAAGUGUAUUUAUGGAAAACCUGGAGGGCCCCUCUUCACCACAGCCGCCUACACAGCAGUUCUGCACCAUUCCCAGAAUCCGGAUUUCUCAGACGAGGUGAAAAUUGAGCUGCCAACACAACUCCAUGAGAAACCCCAUAUUCUCUUUACUUUUUAUCAUGUCACUUGUGACAUAAAUGCAAAAGCAAAUGCCAAAAAGAAGGAGGCUCUGGAAACAUCAGUUGGAUAUGCGUGGCUUCCUCUGAUGAAACAUAAUCAGAUAGCUUCUCAAGAGUACAAUAUCCCAAUAGCUACAAGCCUGCCUCCUAAUUAUUUACGCUUUCAAGAUUCUGCAAGUGGAAAGCAGGGCGGGAGUGACGUGAAGUGGGUUGAUGGUGGGAAACCACUUUUCAAAGUCUCUACAUUUGUUGUCUCAACAGUGAAUACUCAGGAUCCAUAUGUGAACGCAUUUUUCCGAGAAUGCCAAAAAAGGGAGAAAGAUAUUUCUCAGUCACCUACCUCAAAUUUUGUCCGCUCUUGUAAGAACUUAUUGAAUGUGGAAAAGAUUCAUGCGAUCAUGAGUUUUCUGCCUAUAAUCUUGAACCAGCUCUUCAAGGUUUUGGUCCAGAAUGAGGAAGAUGAAAUAAGUACAACUGUGACCAGGGUUCUGACUGACAUCGUCGCCAAAUGCCACGAGGAACAAUUGGACUACGCUGUCCAGUCAUACAUUAAGUUCGUGUUCAAGACCAGGGCAUGCAAAGAGAGAACAAUACAUGAGGAACUGGCUAAAAAUGUGACUGGUCUUUUGAAAUCAAAUGACUCAACAACAAUUAAACAUGUCUUGAAGCAUUCCUGGUUCUUCUUUGCAAUUAUUCUGAAAUCCAUGGCACAACACUUGAUUGACACAAAUAAAAUUCAGCUUUCUCGGGCUCAAAGGUUUCCUGAAUCAUACCAAAAUGAAUUGGACAAUCUGGUCAUGGUCCUAGCCGAUCACAUGAUUUGGAAAUAUAAAGACGCCCUUGAAGAAACAAAAAGGGCCAACCACAGCAUCGCCAGGUUUCUUAAGCGUUGCUUUACGUUUAUGGACCGGGGCUUUGUGUUUAAGAUGGUCAACAAUUACAUCAGCAUGUUCUCCUCUGGUGAACUCAAGACUUUAUGCCAGUAUAAAUUUGAUUUCCUUCAAGAAGUGUGUCAGCAUGAGCACUUUAUCCCUUUGUGUCUCCCCAUAAGAUCAGCAAACAUCCCAGAUCCUUUGACACCUUCAGAAUCAACUCAAGAGUUGCAUGCAUCAGAUAUGCCUGAAUAUUCGGUCACUAAUGAAUUUUGCCGCAAGCACUUCUUAAUCGGGAUUCUGCUCCGAGAAGUUGGCUUUGCUCUGCAGGAAGACCAAGAUGUCAGGCACUUAGCUUUAGCUGUCCUAAAAAAUCUAAUGGCUAAGCAUUCAUUUGAUGAUCGAUACAGAGAACCAAGAAAGCAGGCCCAGAUAGCAAGUUUAUACAUGCCCCUCUAUGGCAUGCUCCUGGACAAUAUGCCAAGGAUUUACCUGAAGGACCUGUAUCCUUUUACUGUCAAUACAUCGAACCAGGGCUCUAGAGAUGACCUCAGCACCAAUGGAGGAUUUCACAGCCAGUCAGCAAUGAAACAUGCGAACUCUGUGGACACAUCGUUUUCUAAAGAUGUUUUAAAUUCCAUAGCAGCAUUUUCAUCAAUAGCUAUUUCUACAGUAAACCAUGCUGACUCCAGGGCAUCCUUAGCAAGUCUUGACUCCAAUCCAAGUACCACUGAGAAGAGCAGUGAGAAGACUGACAACUGUGAAAAGAUCCCAAGACCCUUGUCUUUGAUAGGCUCAACACUUCGAUUUGACAAGUUAGAUCAAGCUGAAACCAGGAGUCUUCUUAUGUGUUUUCUUCACAUUAUGAAGAAUAUUUCAGAGGAGACUCUGAUUGCCUACUGGCAACGAGCACCCAGUCCAGAGGUGUCGGACUUCUUCAGCAUCUUAGACGUCUGUCUUCAAAAUUUCAGAUACCUAGGAAAACGCAUUAUAAUAAGGAAAAUUGCUGCUGCAUUUAAAUUUGUGCAGUCCACCCAGAACAAUGGAACUCUCAAAGGAUCGAAUCCUUCCUGCCAAACAUCAGGCCUCCUGUCACAAUGGAUGAACACCAAUUCUGGUCAUGAAGGACAUAAGCAGUCCAGAUCACAAACUUUACCUAUAAUUCGAGGCAAAAAUCCACUUUCUAACCCCAAACUCUUACAGAUGUUAGACAAUACCAUGAGCAGCAACUCAAAUGAAAUAGACAUCGUGCAUCAUGUGGACACAGAGGCUAAUAUAGCUACAGAGGUUUGCCUGACUAUUCUAGACCUGCUGUCUCUCUUCACUCAUAUUCAUCAGAGACAACUUCAACAAUCUGAAUGUCAAAAUUCAUUAAUGAAAAGAGUCUUCGAUACCUACAUGCUCUUUUUCCAAGUCAACCAGUCAGCCACAGCGCUAAAGCAUGUGUUUGCAUCCCUCAGACUGUUUGUAUGCAAGUUUCCUUCAGCGUUCUUCCAAGGGCCUGCCGACCUGUGUGGAUCCUUCUGCUAUGAAGUCCUAAAGUGCUGUAACCACAGGUCACGGUCAACUCAGACAGAAGCGUCAGCACUUCUGUACUUUUUCAUGAGGAAGAAUUUUGAAUUUAACAAGCAGAAGUCAAUUGUCCGAUCCCACUUACAACUCAUCAAGGCCGUAAGCCAGUUAAUAGCUGACGCUGGGAUUGGAGGCUCUCGGUUUCAACAUUCCCUUGCAAUUACCAAUAAUUUUGCUAAUGGAGACAAACAAAUGAAAAACAGCAAUUUCCCAGCAGAGGUGAAAGACCUGACUAAACGUAUAAGGACUGUUUUAAUGGCCACGGCUCAGAUGAAGGAGCAUGAGAAGGACCCCGAAAUGCUGGUGGAUCUCCAGUACAGCCUGGCCAACUCCUAUGCGAGCACCCCUGAGCUACGGAGGACCUGGUUGGAAAGCAUGGCCAAGAUUCACGCUCGAAACGGAGACUUGUCCGAGGCUGCUAUGUGCUACAUCCAUAUAGCCGCCCUCAUUGCAGAAUACCUGAAAAGAAAGGGUUACUGGAAAACGGAAAAGAUUUGCACACCAUCCCUGCUCAUGGAGGAUAUGCACCCCUGCGAUAGCAACCCAUUACUAACCAGUCCUGGUGGAGGAAGUAAGUAUGUCAUGACAUUUCCUGCUAUCCUCAGCAUAAUUCCUGCUCUCAAAGAGUUUAGAACCUUGAGAAAGACAAACUUCCUUCAGGAACUACAGCAUGUCCUGGUGGAGCAGCUAUACAUGUGUGUGGAGUUUCUCUGGAAGUCUGAGAGAUACGAACUCAUCGCUGAUGUCAACAAGCCCAUCAUUGCUGUCUUUGAGAAGCAGAGAGACUUCAAAAAAUUAUCGGAUCUUUACUACGACAUUCACCGGUCCUAUCUGAAAGUUGCGGAAGUGGUGAAUUCAGAGAAGCGACUGUUUGGUCGGUACUACCGCGUGGCAUUUUAUGGGCAGGGGUUUUUUGAAGAAGAAGAAGGUAAAGAGUAUAUUUAUAAAGAGCCUAAGCUGACAGGUCUAUCGGAGAUUUCCCAAAGACUGCUCAAGCUGUAUGCAGAUAAAUUCGGAGCAGACAAUGUGAAGAUAAUACAGGAUUCCAACAAGGUAAACCCGAAGGAUUUGGACCCCAAAUAUGCCUAUAUCCAGGUGACCUAUGUGACACCAUUCUUUGAGGAAAAGGAAAUAGAGGACCGGAAGACGGAUUUUGAAAUGCAUCACAACAUCAACCGCUUUGUGUUUGAAACACCCUUCACGCUGUCGGGCAAGAAGCACGGUGGCGUGGAGGAGCAGUGCAAGCGCAGGACCGUCCUGACAACCAGCCACCUGUUUCCCUAUGUGAAGAAGAGAAUCCAGGUCAUAAGCCAGUCGAGCACAGAACUGAAUCCUAUUGAAGUGGCAAUCGACGAGAUGUCCAAGAAAGUCUCUGAGCUUAACCAGCUCUGCACAAUGGAAGAGGUGGACAUGAUCCGACUGCAGCUCAAACUCCAAGGAAGUGUCAGCGUGAAGGUUAAUGCAGGGCCCAUGGCCUAUGCACGAGCUUUUCUUGAAGAAACCAAAGCAAAGAAAUACCCUGACAACCAAGUAAAGCUUCUGAAGGAAAUCUUCAGGCAAUUUGCAGAUGCGUGUGGGCAGGCCCUGGAUGUGAAUGAGCGCCUCAUCAAGGAAGACCAGCUGGAGUACCAGGAAGAACUGCGGUCCCAUUAUAAGGACAUGCUCAGCGAACUCUCCGUAAUCAUGAAUGAGCAGAUUAUGUGCAGGGACGAAUCAUCAAAAUGCGGAGUGGAGCGAACCUUUUCUCGAAUACUUAGCAAGAGGACCCCAGCUCUGCCCACGGUCUCCAUCUCAGCUAGUGCGGACGUGUGAGCAAAGGUCUGCAGCAUCAGACACACCUCUAAAGGGACUUUCUGAACUUGCAGCUAAUCUCGGGGAAGAGAAGAUAGAUUUAAUUUAUUUGAAGUUUUUAUGUUAAUAUUUUUUUACCUCGCUAGCUUAAGAAUUUUGCCAGUCUCUGAAUUUGCACAUUUCGUAUGAUUCGUUUUCCUUUGGGCAGCGUUAAACAAGCCAAGCGGAGUAUUUGCCAUUCCAAUGAACGUGCAGCUCAAACGCAAACCCCAAGUUUGCUGUCAGUUACAAUAUGUUCAAUACCAAGUCAUAUUUUAAAGGUCAAAGUGAAUGUUUUUGUAACAUUUAAGCAUAUUUCAAAUGUAAAUAGGAGAUUGUAAAAUAUAUGGUUUUUACCAAAAUUAAAAGAACCUUUUUGGUUGAUACUUAUGAUGUGCUAAAAAUUAUAUGCAUAACAUUUCAGAUACCAUUAUAUUAAAAUAUUUGUCUAUGUGUACAAAAGUGUUGAUAAAUACUAAUCUUUAAAGUUUGUGGAGUUCCUUUAUUGUAAUAUAUGUGCUCUUAAAUGCAAUGGGCUGUGAAAUUAUGGAAGUAUUUUGUUGUUAAUAGAAAUAAAAAUACAGUUCCUUUGCAUUUGGUUCUCUCAUGACGAGUGGGUGAGUCCCUACUAAAAGUAGUUCAUUGGACUGGGCAUGUACUAAAUGCGACCCUACAUUCACUACUUAUGAUGCCUUACCUAGAAACAUAAAAAGGACUUGGACUUCAGCAAGGCAGUUCUUCCAAAAAGAUCAACUAGACAGGCCAGAGGUUUUCAAACCUAGGGGAUUAGCAGACUGAUGUGGAGAAGAUAUAAUGAAUCAGAAUCUCAAGGGUUGUGUAAUUACUAAGGUUAUUCAUAAAUACCUCAUCUCUACAUUCUGCAAAUGUGUGGUAGGAUUGCACUUUCCUUCCUCUUUUGAAGUUAGACUUGACCAUGGGGCUUGCUUUAACCACUGAA
This is a messenger RNA of Myotis davidii, 7763 nucleotides long. RefSeq names its product dedicator of cytokinesis 10 (gene DOCK10). Gene Ontology annotation, molecular function: guanyl-nucleotide exchange factor activity. NCBI's taxonomy places the organism in Eukaryota, Metazoa, Chordata, Mammalia, Chiroptera, Vespertilionidae. Gene Ontology annotation, biological process: small GTPase-mediated signal transduction; positive regulation of GTPase activity; regulation of cell migration. The record is from RefSeq and is a predicted model, not a curated record. The transcript has 58 exons. The coding region runs from base 254 to 6787 and encodes 2177 amino acids.